AUGGUACAUCAGGAAACCCUUGAAUAUCAAUCUGAAAAUGGCGACGUUUUCGAGGGAAUUUUAAUCAGACCGAGGUAACUUUUGAGACUUCUUCACUAUGUGUUUUUAAUACUUUAUUUUUGAAGUGACGCUGUAGGUGGGAACUUAUUGCCUGGUGUCAUUAUCUACCACGCCUUCAUGGGAAUUACGGACCAUGAAAUUGAAGCCGCCAAGAAAUUGACAAAGAAGGUUUUUUAUUGAAUUUUGAAGCAGUUCAUCACUUUUUGUAGUUAAACGAUAAAUGUAAGGGGAAUCAAGUUGAAAAUCUUCAUUAAAAAUUGCCUUUUUUGGUUCUAAAAGUUUAUUUUCAAGCUCAACGUGAUCGCCUUAGUGGCUGACGUCUAUGGGAAAGAAGUUCGACCUAAGGAGCCUCAAGAAGCUUUCGGAAUCCUGUUGCCGCUUUUGGAGGAACGGGAAAAGAACUUCAGGCCACGACUUGAAGCAACUCUGAGAGCUUUGAAAAGAGUUGAAGGCCUUGAUCAGACAAAGGUGAAAAAAAAACGAACCCAUGGGGAAAAAAAGUCAAACUAAGAUUGAAUUAAAACUAGAUGAAAAUAAAUUGUUUGGUCAUUGAAAAGUAUAGAGAGCAACUUUUUCAAUUGUAAUUUUUUCUGGGAAGUAUAUUUGUUAUUUAUCUAAUUUCUACAUCCCGAGUGUUCCGACUACGUUUGUGCUCCUCUCUGAGAUUUUUUUUUUUUUGAGAUCGUCUUUUGUUGCUUCAAAAUGAGAUUUUCAGAUCGGAGCCAUGGGCUACUGUCUAGGAGGGAUCUGCACCAUCGACAUGGCUCGAUAUAACCUUGACUUCGUAGGCGGCGUGUCUUUUCACGGAAGUUUGAAGCCUCUUCCGAACUUUCCCAUAACCCCGAUAAAGCCGUCGUUAUUAAUUCAGCACGGUGACGCUGAUUCGCAUAUCCCCAAAGAACAAGUGAGCAUGCUUUUUUUCCAGUCGUCUCUAACAAAUUGUUAGGUUCUGUCGUAUUUCUAGUGUGCGAUAGUGUCCAUUAAAAAAUUAUGAAGUUUAGAUCAUUUGCAUUUUUUCAUACAAGUUUAUAAAGGCGAAAAAGUCGUAAACAGAAAAUUUUGUCUGACACAUGAUCACAAAGUAUAAGCGGUUUUGGAAGUGUUUAUUAGCAGGAGAGAGUCUCGGAUCCGAGGGUUGAUAAGUGAGCCCGGAAAGGUCGCUGAAUCUGCUUUUAUUGUUGGCGAGAUAGUGCUCUGACUUCUCUGGAGAGGAAAGGAGAAAGUGGGGUUUCUGUCCGAGCAUUGGCCGCGACAAUGGAAAAACAUUUACUAUUUUUUUUUUUGUUUCUCUAUAUUACACUAGGACGAAAACGCAGUAGAGAAUUUUAAGAUUACAAGAAAAAUGACAAGCGACACAUUUUUGCACACUAUAUCUACGUCCAAAACUAUAACUUCAAGGUCGACGCAUUCAUGACCGAAAUGCGAGAGAGAAACGCAGAUUUCGUCUUUACAUCACAUGCCCAUGCGGAACAUGCUUUCACUGAGCCCAGUAAGUUCAUGAAUUUGAAUUUAAAAUUUAAAAACCUAUUUUAGAAGCCGAUUUGUUCAAAAAACCUGGAGUCUCCUACAAUAAGAAAGCUGACAAAAGAUCCUGGUGCGCCAUGCUCAACUUUUUCGAGGAGCUUUUUCACGCAAAACUUUGA
Molecule: messenger RNA, 1703 nt
Organism: Caenorhabditis auriculariae
Lineage: Eukaryota; Metazoa; Nematoda; Chromadorea; Rhabditida; Rhabditidae
Source: the annotation of a GenBank genome assembly